Messenger RNA from Empidonax traillii (willow flycatcher), 3014 nucleotides. RefSeq names its product serine/threonine kinase 17a (gene STK17A). Bases 75 to 1325 code for a protein of 416 amino acids. Gene Ontology annotation, molecular function: ATP binding; protein serine/threonine kinase activity. The record is from RefSeq and is a predicted model, not a curated record. Gene Ontology annotation, biological process: protein phosphorylation; intracellular signal transduction; positive regulation of apoptotic process. The transcript is spliced from 7 exons. Lineage: Eukaryota; Metazoa; Chordata; Aves; Passeriformes; Tyrannidae. Gene Ontology annotation, cellular component: nucleus.
GAGGGCGAGGAGCAGGAGGAGAAGGAGCAGGAGAAGGAGGGAGUCCCCCUGCCCAAGGAGAAGCCCCCCGCGCCAUGAGCCCCGACGAGAAGCCGCCGCCCGGUCGCUCCCGCGGUGACUGGCCGCCGCCGCCACAGCCACAGCCCCAGCCCCAGCCCCAGCCCGGUGCCGGGCGAUCGGGGCGGCGGGGCGGGUUCCUGGCCGAGAUCCGCACGCCCAUCCGCACGGAGCCCUUCCAGGAGCGGUACAGCCUCAGCCCCGGCCGGGAGCUCGGCAGGGGAAAAUUUGCAGUGGUGAAGAAGUGUAUCCAGAAAGACACUGAAAAAGAGUUUGCAGCAAAAUUCAUGAGAAAAAGAAGAAAGGGCCAAGACUGUCGGAUGGAAAUAAUCCACGAAAUUGCAGUCCUUGAGCUGGCACAGUGCAACCUUUGGGUCAUUAACUUGCAUGAAGUUUAUGAAACUGCAACAGAGAUGAUUUUAGUCCUGGAAUAUGCUGCUGGAGGUGAAAUCUUUGACCAGUGCGUGGCUGAAAGAGAGGAAGCCUUCAAAGAAAAAGAUGUGAAACGACUUAUGAGGCAGAUAUUAGAAGGAGUUUCAUUCUUGCACAGAAACAAUGUUGUUCAUCUCGACUUGAAGCCCCAAAAUAUUCUACUAACCAGUAAGUCCCCUCUGGGAGACAUUAAGAUAGUAGAUUUUGGUCUUUCCAGAAUAAUGAAGAGCAGCGAGGAACUAAGAGAAAUUAUGGGAACUCCGGAAUACGUCGCUCCUGAAAUUCUGAGUUACGACCCAAUCAGUACAGCAACUGACAUGUGGAGCAUUGGAGUACUGGCAUAUGUUAUGCUAACAGGGAUAUCGCCUUUCUUAGGGGAUGAUAAACAAGAAACAUUCCUAAAUAUAUCUCAAAUGAACAUAAGUUACUCUGGAGAGGACUUUGACCUUGUAUCAGAGUCUGCUGUGGAUUUCAUCAAAACUCUGCUGGUUAAGAAACCCGAGGAUCGGGCAACUGCAGAAGAAUGUCUUCAACAUCCAUGGUUAGCACAAAGUGAUAAUCCUGCUUGCAGGGCCUGGAGUAAGAGUGCAGGAGGGGAGACCAGUGAUGCCACCCAGAAAGAUUCAGAUUCUGCCUCCGAAAAAUCAGUAGAUGCCGAGAAGACCGAAGAGGAAGAAUCAAUAGUGACAGAAGAACUCAUUGUAGUGGCUUCAUAUACACUGGGACAAUGUAGGCAGUCAGAAAAAGAAAAAGUAACUGAGCAGAAAGCCAUUUCCAAACGAUUUAAAUUUGAGGAACCAUUGCUGCAGGAAAUACCAGGAGAAUUCAUUUACUGAACUGUGUGAGUGAAGCUUCAUAGCUAUAACUGGGAGGCAAUGUUUUCUACUAAACAAAAGUAUCCUAGCCAAGUGAAUUUCUGAUAUGCAAUAAAUGUUCUAGAUAAAAGACAGUGUUGAUAAAUGGCAUACAAGGAAAAUGUGCCAAGUUCUUAUUUUCAUGGAACAGAUAAACAAGAUUUCAAGUGGCUGGAAGGAGUUUAACAAAGAUUAUAAGCUUAUUUUUGUUUGUAAUUUUUAUUUCCGGGUUUUUUUGUUGUUGUUGUUGCUUGGUAACAGCGUUUUUGUUAAUUGUUCCAGUGUUCUGGAGAAGUUGACAUUGGAAGUGUUUCGGUGACAGAUGUCAAGAGGAGGAUUUUAGGACAUGUUUUGCCAUUUAAUGCAAAUAUAUAAUGCUGGGUUUUCCUCAGAUGCCUCUUGGCACUCCUGACUUUAGUGGAACUAUCUGCUGAUCUAAAACUUGUACGAGAGGAGAAUUUGAUCGACUGGUUCGACAUACACACGGUAUGAUUUUGAAAUCCUUAUGUUUCUUUGUUUCCAUCAGGAAGAUGUAAACAAAGACCUGGACUCAUAUGACAUAUGCCCAAACACUGGGCUGCUCUUCUCUAGGAAGAGAUGCUCGUGUCCCACAGGUAAAGGAAUCUGUGCUGGAGAUACAUCUUUAUUUGGGAGCACAGUAAAGUCCUGCUCCUGAAGAUGAUGUGUUGGCUUAAGUCAGUCACUCAUGAGGCAGCUGAGAUUGCUCCCUUCCCCUCCUGUGCUGGGUGAGAUGUGCCAGUAGAACCCAGCUCAGUGUGACUGAGAGGGGAAAAGAAUUACGGAGUCUGAUGUAGCUCCUCUGAAGUUAUUGAAGUUCUCUCCACUACUUCACCAUGUUAGAUUAGACAGUAUGUCCAACUAAUUGAUUCCACCUCCCUCAGCACUUGGCUGUGGUUUUACUGGGAGCAUGAGGUCAUUUCUGCCGUCUCUCUGUUCCUCUUUCUUCCUUUAAGGAAGAAAGAAGCAUCCUUAGGCUAAAUUGCAUUAGCUUGUUCAAUAUAGCUAUCACAUGAGGAAGAACAUACCGGUUCCCCUGGAACAACAAAGCACAGCUAAUGCCUCCUUCCUCCUGAUCACUCCCCUUCAGACACUUGGAUAAACAGCAUGUUGUGUGGUGGGGCAGAGUGGGAUUAGGGAGCAGUAUGGAUGGGUCACAGUUCUCAAUGGACGCGGUCCCUCAGAGGACAAAUUUAGAACCGACUGGGCAUCAAAACUGAGUGGUUUUUGCAAUGUACAAAUCUGAGGAUCUUGGACUGAGUCCUAGUUUUCUAAGAAAUCUUUCAUAUUGAUGCUGUUCCAAAGUUUAAUUUUUAUGUAAUUUUGAAGUUUAGUACUAUUAUAUUGCAUACCGUUAACUAUUCAACUAUUUAUUUGGUUUCCCUAUGCUGUUCCUUUAUAAUAAACUGACAAAAGUUUCCUUGCUAUAAAACAAUGAAUAGAAACUCUUAAGCUAGUUUUUUUCCCUCUUUUCCAUGUUGCUACAGACUUUCCUAAUUUCAGAUGUAUCAAAUGUUCUUACUCUGUUCAGUGAGCAGGAGUUCAGGGCUCUGUGCUAAGAUUUCAGUUCCUCCUUCACACAAAAGUUAAAUGGCUUCUUAACAAGAGCAGCAGUACUGGGGUGAUCUGAUCAGCAGGGCUGGAAUGGUGGGG